This is a messenger RNA of Mesorhabditis spiculigera, 783 nucleotides long. The record is from the annotation of a GenBank genome assembly. NCBI's taxonomy places the organism in Eukaryota, Metazoa, Nematoda, Chromadorea, Rhabditida, Rhabditidae.
AUGCACACGGAAAAUGCACACGUACACCAUGACGGCCACCGCUGCAAACACCAGGAGCUGAAGCCGCAGGCCGUCGAGAUGCUCAUCGAUUUGCUGAUCGAGAACUGGGAAGUCUAUCGGCAGGUGCCGCCACCCGGCCAGCGCAGCUACAAGAAGCGGAUGUGGGCCGAGUGGGCGCAGCAGAUCUCGGAUUUUGGCGUGCCGAGGGAUCCGUUACAGAUCAAGCAAAAGAUCCACGGCGAGCUGCGGAUGGUGCGCGAGCAGCUGAUGAAGGAGCAAAAGUGGCGCGCGCAGGGCCUCGUGUUCGCCCCGUACACCAGCCCGCGCAUCCAUCGCCAGAAGCUCUACGACUUUUUCGUCACGAGAAACAUUGAAGAGUUGAAGCCGCCGGAGCGAGAUGAGAACCAGCUCGACGUCGCCGCCGAUAGUGUACCCUCGCCAUCUCCCGGUUCUAUGAACUACUUUGAGGACGUUAAAAAUGUGCCGUCGAUUAAUGAUUUCUUGAUGAAUGAAUAUGUCGACAGUCCAAGUCCCGCGGAGCCGCAACUUUUCGGCACCAAUGGCAAGAAGCGCAAGGCCCACGAUUUUGACGAGUCCUCGAUUGAUAACUAUCAGACCAAUGCCACGCAAGGGGCCCUCGACGACCUGCGGCGCAUGGUGUUAGAGGAAAAGCUGCGCGUACAGCGUCUGAAGGCCCGGAAGCUCGAGUUGGAGAUGGAGAACGCCACCAAGCAGGGCUUCCUCAUCGACCGACAGCUCGACGCGCAACGCGGCAUCAACCGA